AUGGACCAAAAACUGCUGAAAAUCUUGCAAUCCUGCAACUCUCUGAAACAACUGAAACAGACCCACCUUCACAUUCUCAUCCAUGGCCUCCAAGACAGCAUCUUUAUGCUCCCCAAGCUCCUCACACUCGCCUCCCAACUGGGUUCUCUUCCCUACGCUCAUUCCAUCUUCCAGCAUUCUUCCUUCCCAAACGUUGUCGCUUACAACACUAUGAUAAAAUGCUCCAUAGGAAAGACCCGUGUGGACGCGUUGCGCGUCUAUGACCAGAUGAAGACGUUCCGCAUUGCGCCGAAUAGUUACACCUUCACUUUUCUUCUCAAAGCACUUGAGUCUUUUGAGGCACUUGAAGAUGGGAGAGUGGUUCACGGUGACAUUGUCAAGCUCGGGUUCGGCUCCAGCGUCGUUGUUCUGAACCACCUGUUGGAUUUUUUCUCUAAAUGUACGGGUGGGUUGGAUUUUGAUUCUGCAAGGAAGGUGUUUGAUGAAAUGCCUGAGAGGGAUGUGGUGUCUUGGAAUUCUAUGAUUGCUGGUUACAUGGGUCGCGGUAGGGUGGAGCCUGCAAUGCGGCUGUUUCACUCGGCGCCGGCGAAGAACACUGUGACGUGGAAUUCUGUUGUUACUGGCCUUGCCAAGGUUGGAGAAAUGGAGAUGGCGCGUUCGGUUUUUGAGGAAAUGCCGGAGAGAAAUGAUGUUUCUUGGAAUUCAUUGAUAAGUGCAUAUACGAAGUUGGGGGCUAUGAGCUCGGCGAGGUGUUUGUUUGAGAAAAUGCCGGAGAAAACAGUGGUUUCGUGGACCGCCAUGGUGUCUGGAUACACUGCCAUUGGAGAUAUUGAAUCAGCCUGGAAAGUGUUCACUUUGAUGCCGGUUAAAAAUGCUAUAUCGUGGAAUGCGAUGAUUGCAGGUUAUGUUCAUAACAACAUGUUUGAUCAAGCUCUUUCUGUUUUCCAGAAGAUGUUGAUAGAUGGCAAGUGCAGGCCUGAUCUGAGUACCUUGAUCAGUGUGCUAUCGGCCUGUACUCACUUGGGUUCUCUUGAACAUGGGAAAUGGAUCGAGUCUUAUAUUAAGUGGAGCAAGUUUGACAUGUCUGUAUCUUUAGGAAAUGCUCUGAUAGACAUGUUUGCAAAGUGUGGAGAUGUAGAAAGCGCAAAAGCUGUUUUUGACAAGAUGGACACAAGAUGUAUAAUUACAUGGACGACAAUGGUUUCAGGUCUGGCUGUUAAUAGUUGGUGCAGGGAAGCAUUAGCUCUCUUUGAAACAAUGUGUUUGAGAGGACCUAAACCAGAUGAUGUGAUUUUCAUUGCUGUGUUAUCUGCUUGUGCUCAUGGAGGGCUGGUGGACGAGGGCAAAAUUGUUUUUUAUCAGAUGCAACAUGAGUUUGACAUCAAACCCCGAAUAGAGCAUUAUGGGUGCAUGGUUGAUCUUCUAGGUCGGGCUGGAAAGUUGGAAGAAGCACUCAGUUUUGUAGAAAACAUGCAUUUGGAACCCAAUGGCGUCAUUUGGGCCAGUCUACUGAGUUCCUGUAAGAUUCAUGGAAAUAAAGAUCUGGUGGAGUAUGUAACCAGGCGUAUUACAGAGCAGGAACCAGCAGACCCCGGCUAUUUAACUCUUGUUUCUAAUUUGAGUGCAUCAGUUGGAAAGUGGAAAGAUGUGUUGGCCUAUCGGCAAGUUAUGAGACAGCAGGGAGUAGAAAAAGUUCCUGGUUGCAGCUCAGUCCAAGUGGGGAACAAGAUAAAUGAGUUUCUUGCUCAUGAUACAAGGCAUGAGGAAAGAAAAGACAUUUAUGGAGUGUUGAAUUGUUUAAAUGAGCAGGUGGCAGCAGAUGAGGUACUUUGGGGUUAGGUAGAUCAGAUGUGAGGAUAGAACCAGAAGAGCACACUAUGAAAGACAUUAGGUUUUUGUAGAAGCAAGACAAUUUCUACUGAAAGAACAGAUGUUCGAACAAAUUCUUUUGUAGGUGACUGGAACCAACACAUUGAUAAGGGAAACAUAUAUUCACUGAAGGAAGGGUUGAAGCAGUGUAAGGGAAAGUUUCUUCUGUCUCUCUCAUGACAAAAAAAAUUACUAUGGCUUGUGUCACCCUGGAUCUUUCACUGUGUUGGACUAGAAAUCUUUUAUCAAAAGAUUUAAGGAAGAAGUAAUUUACAUUUUUCAUUCUGGGCUCCUUUUGUUUAAAACUUUAAAUGGAUAAUGAUGCUGACUGGCAGUGUGUUCUUUCAUCCAUCAGACGUCUACCAUGAUCCACAGACCACAACCUAGGCAGCAGUAGGACUGCCAUAGCUUUAGUACUAUUAAGUUUUGUGGACCGGCUGACAAUUACUGUACUAAAGCUUGGUCCAUCGCAAAAAAAAA
Molecule: messenger RNA, 2349 nt
Organism: Argentina anserina (silverweed cinquefoil)
Lineage: Eukaryota; Viridiplantae; Streptophyta; Magnoliopsida; Rosales; Rosaceae
Product: pentatricopeptide repeat-containing protein At2g29760, chloroplastic-like
Exons: 1
Coding region: 1-1839 (612 amino acids)
Molecular function (GO): protein binding
Source: RefSeq, a predicted model, not a curated record